AUGGAGAGUUCUAUAAUUACGGCUAAGAUUAUACAAAAAUUUCCUGAGUCAUCUCAAUUACAAUCAAAAUCAAAUCAGGAGUUACAAGUAGGAACUGUUUCCUUAUAUGGUGUUCAUAUUGUUUCAUUAAUAAUUGAAAGCCAAGAAAGGCUAUGUCUAGCACAAAUUAGUAAUACUCUCCUAAAACAGUUUAGUUACAACGAGAUACAUAAUAGACGAGUAGCUCUUGGCAUAACAUGCGUUCAAUGUACACCAGUUCAAUUAGAAAUUCUUCGACGUGCUGGUGCUAUGCCAAUGUCCUCAAGAAGAUGUGGUAUGAUCACCCGUAGGGAAGCAGAACGUUUAUGUAAAUCUUUUCUUGGUGAUAAUGCACCACCUAGGUUACCGGAGGACUUUGCAUUUUUGGUUCAUCAUGAAUGCGCCUGGGGUUGUAGAGGUGCAUUCGUACCUUCACGGUAUAACAGCUCACGUGCUAAAUGUAUAAAAUGCGCUAUCUGUGGUUUGUUCUUUUCUCCAAAUAAAUUUAUCUUUCAUUCUCAUCAAUCCGGAACAAGUGAUAAAUAUAUUGAACCAGAUGCAGCCAAUUUUAAUUCUUGGCGCCGGCAUAUGAAAUUAUCUGGAAAUCCGCCAGAUGAAAUUAUUCAUGCUUGGGAAGAUGUUAAAGCUAUGUUUAAUGGUGGAACUCGGAAACGCAUUCUUUCUAAUUCUAGUAACACUAACCCAAAUAUAUCAGAAAAAAAUAGACGAAUUUCAUCUAGCACACAAGUUAAUUCGUUAUCUGUACAAAGUUCAUUGCCCGAACUAACUUCUGCAUUAGCUUCUAUAUCAGAAAUUGAGCAACAGAGAGUAACUCCUUUUUCAGAUUUAAGACUACGAAUACCUAGUAAUAGUGUUAUUGAUUAUAUGUGGAAUCAGCAACAACAAGCUACUAUUACUGGCGAUGUUAAAACCCCUGGAUUUUCAUUCCUAUCUUACCUUCCAUGGUUGACCAAGAGGAGCUCCGUUAUAUUUCCUAGUAAAUUUGCUAUAAUAAAAUAUUGA
Ceratosolen solmsi marchali is the source of this 1041-nucleotide messenger RNA. RefSeq names its product SKI family transcriptional corepressor fussel (gene fuss). The record is from RefSeq and is a predicted model, not a curated record. Gene Ontology annotation, molecular function: SMAD binding; DNA-binding transcription factor activity, RNA polymerase II-specific; RNA polymerase II cis-regulatory region sequence-specific DNA binding. Bases 1 to 1041 code for a protein of 346 amino acids. NCBI's taxonomy places the organism in Eukaryota, Metazoa, Arthropoda, Insecta, Hymenoptera, Agaonidae. Gene Ontology annotation, cellular component: transcription regulator complex; cytoplasm; nucleus. Gene Ontology annotation, biological process: negative regulation of BMP signaling pathway; negative regulation of transcription by RNA polymerase II. The transcript is spliced from 3 exons.